GGAGCCGGAGAGGAGAUGGAGUCGCCGGAGGCGGUGAGCCCGUCGUCGGGGAGAGGGGCGGGGGAGCGGCCGUCGGAGGCGGCGGCGCUGCGGGCGCUGGUGGAGCGGGUGCGGGGCGGGGAGGUGGAGGCGGCGCGCGAGGUGCGCCGCCUCACGCGGGCCUCGGCGCGGCACCGCCGGAAGCUGGCGCCCGCCGUGGAGCCGCUCGUCGCCAUGCUCCGGUCCGGCAAGCCCGCCGGCGCCGGCGAGGCCGCCCUGCUCGCGCUGCUCAACCUCGCCGUCAGGGACGAGAGGAAUAAGAUCAAGAUACUGGAUGCCGGUGCGCUUGACCCACUGCUUGGUUACUUGCAGUCGAGCGAUCUGAACUUGCAGGAGUAUGCAGCAGCUGCCAUCCUCACUCUCUCGGCCUCGUCCACGAAUAAGCCCAUCAUAAGCGCGUCCGGAGCAAUCCCUCUCCUUGUCAAGGUCCUGAAAGAAGGGAAUCCGCAGGCCAAGAAUGAUGCUGUGUUGGCUCUCUACAACCUCUCCACCAUUGCAGAUAACCUUCCAACCAUCCUUUCUGUCCAGCCUGUCCCCCCUUUGUUAGAGUUACUAAGGGGUGGCAAGAGGUCCUCCAAGACAGCUGACAAGUGCUGCGCCCUUCUGGAAUCGCUGCUCGCCUUCGAUCAAGGACGGGUGGCCCUGACUUCAGAGGAAGGCGGAGUGCUCACCAUCGUGGAGGUGCUUGAGGAAGGAUCCCUCCAAGGUAGAGAGCACGCCGUUGGAGCGCUCCUGACCAUGUGCGAGAGCGACCGCAGUAAAUACAGAGACUCUAUCCUGAAUGAAGGCGCAAUCCCAGGUCUUCUUGAGCUCACCGCCCAUGGCACCCCCAAGUCCAGGGUGAAGGCGCACACCCUCCUCGACCUGCUGCGUGACUCGCCCUACUCGAGGUCGAAGCUGCAGCCCAACACGCUCGAGAACAUCGUCAGUAACAUUGCUUCUCAGAUCGAUGGGGAGGACCGCGGUGGCAAGGCCAAGAAGAUGCUUGCCGAGAUGGUCAAGGUCAGCAUGGAGCAGAGCUUGAGGCACCUCCAGCGUCGGGCUUCUUUUGCUUGAAGUUCCUUCGACCUUCACCUGUUUUGCUUGCUUGCAACGGGAUCGAUGUAGAGAAGAUAGCGAAGAAGAAGAAUAACGAAGACUGAGAUUGCUGGAAGAUGCCGGUCCAGGCCUUGACGGGACCGAGUGACUGGUGUAAGCGCUCCUCAAACACUCUGAAGUUUCUUGAUGAUGACAUACUAGGUCCUUUUUCGGACUUCGAUCUUGUGUGCUGUUCCGAAAGAGAAAGGACGAAUUUUCUUCCACUUCCCAUGUUUUGUGCAUGUACCAAGAGAAAAAAAGUGUAAACAAAAAAAAAGGAAAAGAGAAAAAGAAAAAGAAAGAGACACCUCCUUUGAAGAAAGGAUUGUACAUACGUGAUAUAAAGAUAAAGUUCCCCACUCUAUCAUGUCUGAAAA
Messenger RNA from Hordeum vulgare subsp. vulgare (domesticated barley), 1493 nucleotides. Its product is annotated as U-box domain-containing protein 4. The record is from RefSeq and is a predicted model, not a curated record. NCBI's taxonomy places the organism in Eukaryota, Viridiplantae, Streptophyta, Magnoliopsida, Poales, Poaceae. Bases 16 to 1095 code for a protein of 359 amino acids. Gene Ontology annotation, molecular function: protein binding. The transcript has 2 exons. Gene Ontology annotation, cellular component: cytoplasm; nucleus.